This is a messenger RNA of Aedes albopictus (Asian tiger mosquito), 1315 nucleotides long. RefSeq names its product ankyrin repeat domain-containing protein 54. The record is from RefSeq and is a predicted model, not a curated record. The coding region runs from base 113 to 1021 and encodes 302 amino acids. Gene Ontology annotation, cellular component: nucleus. Lineage: Eukaryota; Metazoa; Arthropoda; Insecta; Diptera; Culicidae. Gene Ontology annotation, molecular function: protein binding. The transcript has 2 exons.
GUCAACACGACGCCGAUGGCGUAAACAGACGCUUUUGUUUUGUUUUUGCCAACAGCUGGAAGCGUUCGAUUUCAUUCGCUACUCACGAAUUAGUGUUUAUAUCUCCUGCAAAAUGCAGGAAUCCGCUGAGUCGUCCACUCCGCGGCGCAGUUCCCAGGAUGAAGCGGAAACUGUCCGAGAGGCAACCCCUUCGCCGCCAGGUCCACCCGAAGAGCAGUGGCGAGAAGCGAUCCGAGUGGCGGAGAGCCUUGAGCGAAGUCGCCAUGGAUAUAAGGUUCGAUUGGAACGAUCCAAAACCAGCCGGAGCAAUCCGUACAGCAUAAACCGCCCAAAAGCAUCGCUGGUGUCGCAGUUCCUAAACGCGGCCAUGGUGAACAACACCGAGCUGCUGCAGAACAUGAUCGACAAGGGUUUCAGUCCGAACACGCGAGAACCGACCUUCAACCGGUCGGCCCUGCACAUUGCCGCCAGUCGAGGCUUCACGGACACGGUGCGGGUGCUGCUGGAGAAUGGGGCCAAUCCGAACAUCCGGGAUUUGAACGAGAACACUCCGCUACAUUUGGCGUCCUGUACGGAGAACAUGGCGCUCAUCGAACUGCUGCUCAAAGCGGGUACCAAUGUGACGCUGAAGGACUCCAAUGGACUGAUUGCGCUGGAGAUUGCCAUCGGGAAGCUGCGGUUGUCCGACCGGAUUAUAUCCAAGAUGCAGAAGCUGACCAAGAGCGACAUCCACACGCACCGGAACAAUGUGGUUAAGGUUUGCGAGAUGAUUUUCGAGGUUUUCAAGGAACAGGUCCGUCGGGGAGGUUUGCUGUAUUUGGACCCGAGCGAAGCGGCCCACCGCUACCAGCGACGACUGGAGGAAAUGCUCGAAGAGUUCGAGGAGCAGCUCGGCCGCAUCAAGGGCAGGAGUAUCGAUUUCGACGCCAUCGUGGACCAGGUGGAGAACAUGACCAUCAAGAGCGAAAUCGACAGCGAUGUGAACUCGCUUCUGUCCACCCUGCAGAAGUUGGCAGUUUGAGCACGGUCGUGCGUCGUGGAAUAGAGUGGAAGGUUUUAAUCGGUUUCAAACAUUCCAAAGUGUUCGUGCGGUUUUCGUUUCUUCGCUAGUCGAAUAAUAAUCAAAUAUUUAAGAGUUUUUUUGGCAGCUGACCUGUGCUGCAAUAUUUUAACUUAUUUAUCAGCUACUCGAGGAAUUUCUUUUGUGUUCUAUGCAACAUGUAGGUAAGCUUCUCAUGUUUUCGAACGAUUUAGCAUAAGUAUCUUUUCUGUCAUACACGUAGAUAAGAGUGGAAUAAAUUAACAUACAAAAAUA